AUAUAUCCCAAGUCUUAGAACUCAAAUCCACCAACAAACCAAAAAGUUAUGAGAAAUGAAUGACAACUAAAAUAGAUUCAUAUUCAGAGAAGCAACGACACGUCAAUGGAGGUUUUCACUGUACCUCUGUUCUUAUCCAGUGUCUUAUUCUUACUGCUCACAAGUUAUGCUGCAGUGGACACCAUAGCUCCAAAUAAGACCAUUGCUGAAGGUGACACUAUAGUUUCAGCAGGUGAUAUGUUCGAAUUUGGAUUCUUUAGCCCCARAAACUCCAAGAAUCGGUAUUUGGGAAUAUGGUACAAGAACAUAUCACCUCAGACGGUUGUAUGGGUUGCAAACUCAGAGAUUCCAGUUACAAAAUCCCCGGGCGUGCUUAGAAUCAAUAGGGAUGGAAUCCUGCAGCUUAUAGAUGCUGGCAGUAAUCUAAUCUGGUCUUCUAGUUACAGAGAACCUAUCCGGAACGUUAAUCCCCUAGCCCGCCUUCUGGAUAAUGGGAAUCUUGUUGUGUGGGAUAACGAUAAAAAUCUAAUCUGGCAAAGUUUUGAUUAUCCUGGUGACACCUUGUUACCAGGAAUGAAAUUUGGAAAG
Cynara cardunculus var. scolymus (artichoke) is the source of this 588-nucleotide messenger RNA. Its product is annotated as G-type lectin S-receptor-like serine/threonine-protein kinase At4g27290. The record is from RefSeq and is a predicted model, not a curated record. NCBI's taxonomy places the organism in Eukaryota, Viridiplantae, Streptophyta, Magnoliopsida, Asterales, Asteraceae. The transcript has a single exon. The annotation marks the transcript as partial.